AUCAUUCAACCUCCUGGAAGGACGAAUUCACAGUGCAGCGGUUGACGAACACUGGGUGAAGGACAAAAUGGAAAAAGGCUGAAAUAGGAAACUGGCGAACUGACAUUCCAGGAAGAAGAAGAAUCCAGACAGAAGAGCUAAGAUUAUGGAACUCAACUUGUGGCUGCAGUUACACCCCGGGUCGCUCCUGACAGCAGAGUUCAGAAUUGCACUACCAUGUCUGCGGUGGCUUCUCUGCAGUAAGCACACAAAGGUUAUGCUGCCCAAAAGCUGUCUGAGUCCCAGUGAGAAAGAGAAGGGCUAAAGUCGCACAGAUCCACAGCAGCGUUUCCACGUCCUCCCCAGCAGCAGCAGCAGCGCCUCCACUGCGGAGCCAUGAGCAACCCCAGCGCUUCCAAAAAGAUCACAGACGCCGUGGAAGCGGUUAUUCAGAGCCCUGAGGCUCCUGUCGCCUCGUCUCUGACCGGGGCGUCACGCUCAGAAGAAGAGGAUGACGGGGACCUGAACAAAGCCCUGGGGGUCCAGCGCUUCCAGCAGAUCCUGAGCCCGUCUGCGGUCAUACCUGACGAGCAGCACCACACCUACCAUGAAGAGGACAUCGAAUACCACCGUCACUCCUCGCACCACAUCCACCGACCUCUGGCCAAGAUGCUUCCGGAAGGUCGCAGGAAGAAGGGCAGCAAAAAGAGGAAGAAGGACAGGGACCACAAAAGCAGCCAUGCUCCCACUAGUGGUCCCAUCGAGGAAGGGGAGGAUGAGGAGGAGGAGGAAGAGGAGGGGACGGAGAUGACCUCAGCUCCCUCUGAGCCUGAGAAAGUCAAAGAUGUGGAGUUCUUUCUCUCUGAGGACGACCACGUGACCAAAGAACAGGACGUGACUCCGCAGACUGGAGACAGAGUUGACGCUGAGGACGUGUCGUUGACAGAUAAAUCCGUUCCUUCCAGUCCCAUCUUCCUGACGGUGCCACCUGCUCACCCUCAACUAACCCGCGUCUCCAGCCGGGGCUACGACCUACAGGAACGCCGUCGUACGGGCAACAUGACGGGCGCUGAACAAGCCAAGUACCGGGCCAUCCCCACGGACGAGACCGAGGCUCAGACUCUGGCCUCCGCCGAUCUGGACGGCAUCAAAAGUCAUCGUUUUGAGGAUGUUCCCGGGAUGCGCCGACACCUGGUCAGGAAGAGCACCAAGGGUCAGAUUGUCCACACGGGUAAAGACCACAAGGAGCCCACCCUCCGCUCCCGCAAGCAGGACCGAACGCCACACGAGGUGUUUGUGGAGCUGAACGAGCUCACCAUAGACAAGAACCAGGAGAUGCAAUGGAAGGAGACGGCUCGUUGGAUCAAGUUUGAGGAGGACGUGGAGGAGGAGACGGACCGCUGGGGCAAGCCUCACGUGGCUUCGCUGUCUUUCCGCAGUUUGCUGGAGCUCAGAAAGACCAUCUCACAUGGUGCGGUGCUGCUGGACCUGGACCAGAAGACCCUGCCUGGGAUCGCCCACCAGGUGGUGGAGAAGAUGAUCAUCUCUGACCAGAUCAAAGCUGAAGACAGAGCCAACGUCCUGAGGGCUCUGCUGCUGAAACACAGUCACCCGAGUGAUGAGAAAGAGCACAGCAGCCCUUUUCCCAGAAACAUCUCAGCAGCCAGCCUGGGCAGCCUGAUCACACACCACCAUAAUGCCAACCACAGCCACCCGGCAGAGCCGUCAGUGACGGACCCACUCAUGAGCACCAUCCUCGCCCCGGGAGACGUCGACACGCGGAUCGACAUGGAGAAGAACGAGGUCCAACAGAAGGAGCCGACCUUGGUGCCUGGAAUUCCUCGUUCCAAAUCCAAACAUGAGCUAAAGCUGCUGGAGAAGAUUCCUGAAAAUGCGGAGGCCACUGUGGUCCUCGUGGGAAGCGUGGACUUCCUGGAGCAGCCCACCAUGGCGUUUGUUCGUCUGCAGGAGGCGGUGGAGCUGGAGAGCGUUCUGGAGGUUCCUGUUCCUGUCAGGUUCCUCUUUGUUCUGCUGGGACCCCCCACCACCAGCAUGGACUACCACCAGAUCGGUCGCUCCAUCUCCACGCUCAUGUCCGACAAACAAUUCCACGAAGCAGCCUAUCUAGCGGACGACAGGCAGGAUCUGCUUAACGCCAUCAACAGCUUCCUUGACUGCAGCAUCGUGCUGCCGCCGUCCGAGAUGGGCGACGACGAGCUGCUGCGAUCUGUCGCUCGCUUCCAGCGCGAGAUGUUGCGCAAGCGGGAGGAGCGGGAGAUCAAAGAGCUGAAAAGCCUCGAGGAAAAAGAGGCUCUCCUGGCCCCUAGGAAGGAGCCCGACGACCCUCUGCAGCGUACAGGUCGACCCUUUGGCGGCCUGGGGCGAGACGUGAGGCGACGUUACCCGAAGUACGUCAGCGACUUCAAGGAUGCUCUCAACAGUCAGUGCAUGGCCGCUGUGAUCUUCAUCUACUUCGCUGCCCUCUCUCCGGCCAUCACGUUUGGAGGCCUCCUGGGUGAGAAGACCGAUGGGCUGAUGGGCGUUUCCGAGCUGAUCGUGUCCACAUCGGUCCAGGGCGUCAUCUUCUGUUUGCUCGGUGCUCAGCCGCUGCUGAUCGUGGGUUUUUCUGGACCUCUGCUGGUCUUUGAAGAAGCCUUUUACAGUUUCUGUAAAUCCAAUGACAUGGAGUACCUGACCGGACGAGUCUGGAUCGGGUUCUGGCUCGUGGUCAUCGUGAUGCUCACCGUGGCCUUUGAAGGCAGUUUCCUGGUUCGCUUCGUCUCCCGCUUCACCCAGGAGAUCUUCUCCUUCCUCAUCUCCCUCAUCUUCAUCUGCGAGACCUUCAUCAAGCUGGGCAGGAUUUUUAAAGAACACCCCCUGAGGCGCUGCUCGUUAGGGAACGGCACAGGAGAUGGGAACGCCACGGACGCUCUGACCCCGGCGCUGAACAACUCCGUGCCUGGGACUGCGAAGGUCAGAGAUGAACCCAACACGGCUCUGCUCUCUCUGGUCCUGAUGGCCGGGACGUUUUUCAUCGCCUUCUACCUGCGCAAGUUCAAAAACAGCGCCUUCUUUCCUGGACGGUUUCGCAGGAUCAUCGGAGAUUUCGGCGUUCCAAUCGCUAUCCUCAUCAUGGUGCUGGUGGAUUACAGCAUAAAAGACACGUACACGCAAAAACUGAGCGUUCCCAGAGGUUUCUCUGUGACCAGUCGGGACAAACGUGGUUGGCUCAUUAGUCCUCUGGGGACCAACGGGAACUUCCCCAUCUGGAUGAUGUUUGCCUGCUGUCUUCCGGCCUUGCUGGUUUUCAUCCUCAUCUUCAUGGAGACUCAGAUCACCACCCUGAUUGUUAGCAAGAAGGAGCGGAAGCUGGUCAAAGGUUCCGGGUUCCACCUGGACCUGCUGCUGAUCGUGGUUCUGGGCGGCACCUCGGCUCUGUUCGGGCUGCCCUGGAUGGCUGCCGCCACCGUCCGCUCGGUGACUCACGUCAACGCCCUGACGGUCAUGAGCAAAGCCGUGGCACCGGGAGAUAAACCUCGCAUCCAGGAGGUGAAGGAGCAGAGAGUCACGGGACUGCUGGUCUCCAUCAUGGUCGGCCUGUCUAUUGUAAUAGGUGACCUUCUGCGUCAGAUCCCAUUGGCCGUCCUCUUUGGUAUCUUCCUCUACAUGGGUGUGAUGUCUCUGAAUGGCAUCCAGCUGACAGACAGGAUGAUGCUGCUGCUGAUGCCUCCUAAAUAUCACCCCGACCACACCUAUGUCCGCAAGGUGCGAACGCUGCGCAUGCAUCUCUUCACCUGUAUCCAGGUGGUGUGUUUGGCCGUCCUGUGGUCCGUCAUGUCCACGCAGGCCUCUCUGGCUUUUCCCUUCGUCCUCAUCCUCACGGUUCCUGUCAAGAUGUUCCUGCUGCCCCGUAUCUUCACAGUCAGAGAGAUGGCAUGUUUGGACGGGGACGAUGCCGAGCCAAAGUUCGAUGAGCGCGACGGUCACGAUGAGUAUUCUGAGAUGCACAUGCCCGUGUAACAUCAGCUCCAUCUCUGCUGCCUCUGCUGGCCAGACACUGACAUCACUCGCUGCAUCACCGCCCGCAUCUGGAAUACACAGUGAAACGCUCGCCGCAGAAACCUGACGCCACAUCAGCUGUUCACCGCCGGCCUGCGGUCCGAGGUGUGUUCUGGAGGUUCUGGGCUCAAAACUCUCACUAUUUAAUAUUGUUGAAGGACUUAAACUUAAACACGUGUUUCAGGGGGAAAAAUAUUCCAAAAUCCAAUGACAUGAUGCUGCAUUCUAAAAUGAAUUCAUGAACAGUAGAUACAUUUGUUAAUUUUAGCCCUGAAAUGUUGCUCUCAUUCACAUUGAAUAUGUGGAGGAUAUUUGGGAAUACAUUCCUUUAUAAUAUUAUUGUUAUUGUUAUUAUCAAACUCUAGUUCUUGCUGUUCUAGUUUGUAGCGUUUUUGUUUUUUUAAGCUCACCAAGCGCCUUAUGAAGGACAUCCUGUCUGACUGUAGACAUCACUUUACUGCGACCGCCUCCUGAAUGAAGCUCAUAGCACUUU
Molecule: messenger RNA, 4531 nt
Organism: Cynoglossus semilaevis (tongue sole)
Lineage: Eukaryota; Metazoa; Chordata; Actinopteri; Pleuronectiformes; Cynoglossidae
Gene: slc4a2b
Product: solute carrier family 4 member 2b
Exons: 24
Coding region: 376-3999 (1207 amino acids)
Biological process (GO): transmembrane transport; bicarbonate transport; regulation of intracellular pH
Cellular component (GO): plasma membrane; apical plasma membrane; basolateral plasma membrane
Molecular function (GO): solute:inorganic anion antiporter activity; monoatomic anion transmembrane transporter activity
Source: RefSeq, a predicted model, not a curated record